GAGCACCUGGGCUCCACUUUCGUUUCCUCUCUCCGUGCAUUCUUUCAGUUGUGUGUGGUGGUGCUUGAGAGGCGGUGCCGGGAACUGGCAGCACCCCUUCACUCUCCGGCCGUCGUAGACUGGAAAACCAGUUUAAUCAACACAGUUUGAAGCUCACACCGAGCACCUGAAAGAACACCUGGGAUACUGUUUCUUAGGCCUGUAAACAUUUCAACAACAGGAAGUACGGCCUGGACGUAUUGUGGUCUGUUACAGGAACGUGUUUCUGAUCAUCGGCAUGUCAACCAUGAUGUCAAACUGCUUGCAAAAUUUCCUAAAAAUUACAAACCCAUAUCAUCUACAUUCAAGAUUAUGUCAGCAAUUAAUAAGAAGUAAAAGGAGGCUUUUUGGAACUGUGCCAACAUCCAGAUUGUGUAGGCGGGUUGUCAUUACUGGCAUUGGUUUAGUGACUCCUCUUGGUGUUGGAACUCAACUGAUAUGGGAUCGUCUUGUCCUAGGAGAGAGUGGAAUUGUGUCACUGGUUGGUGAAGAGUAUCAGAGUAUUCCUUGCAAUGUUGCUGCUUAUGUGCCAAGAGGUUGUGAUGAAGGUCAGUUCAAUGAACAAGACUUUGUGUCCAAAUCAGCUAUCAAGUCCAUGUCUUCUCCCACCAUUAUGGCCAUUGCAGCUGCAGAGUUAGCCAUGAGAGAUUCCGGCUGGCAUCCUCAGUCAGAAGCUGAUCAAGUGGCUACCGGCGUUGCAAUUGGCAUGGGAAUGGUUCCUCUUGAAGUUGUUUCUGAAACUGCUUUGAUGUUUCAGGCAAAAGGCUACAAUAAAGUUAGCCCAUUCUUUGUCCCUAAGAUACUGGUCAAUAUGGCAGCCGGCCAGGUUAGCAUUCGAUAUAAACUCAAGGGCCCCAAUCAUGCGGUGUCCACAGCCUGUACCACAGGGGCUCAUGCUGUGGGAGACUCUUUUAGAUUUAUAGCCCAUGGUAGUGCUGAUGUGAUGGUGGCUGGAGGCACAGAUUCCUGCAUUAGCCCAUUAUCUCUUGCUGGGUUUUCCAGAGCCCGCGCUCUGAGUACAAAUUCUAAUCCUAAGUUGGCAUGUCGACCAUUUCAUCCAAAGAGAGAUGGUUUUGUGAUGGGAGAAGGUGCAGCUGUGCUGGUGCUGGAAGAACAUGAACAUGCUGUUCAAAGAGGGGCUCGGAUCUACGCUGAAGUGUUGGGCUAUGGGCUCUCAGGUGAUGCUGGUCACAUAACCGCCCCCGAUCCUGAAGGACAAGGUGCCUUAAGAUGUAUGGCUGCUGCUGUAAAAGAUGCAAGUGUACACCCUGAAGAGAUCUCUUACAUCAAUGCACAUGCCACUUCCACGCCGUUGGGAGAUGCCGCUGAAAACAAAGCCAUCAAACACCUUUUUAAAGACCAUGCUCGUGCCCUCGCGGUUUCCUCAACCAAGGGAGCCACGGGACAUCUGCUGGGAGCUGCGGGGGCGGUUGAGGCUGCUUUUACUGCUCUGGCUUGCUACUACGGAAAACUACCCCCUACUUUAAACCUGGAUUGUACAGAACCAGAAUUCGAUCUCAAUUAUGUUCCACUAAAGGCACAGGAAUGGAAAACUGAGAAAAGACGUAUUGGACUCACCAAUUCCUUUGGUUUUGGUGGUACUAAUGCAACUCUUUGUAUUGCUAGCAUGUAGGAUAAAUCAUUUGUAAUUAAACAUUGAUUUUUAAAAUGUUAUAAACUAUGUUAAAGGGGAAAUAAUAUGUUUAUAUAAAUGCAUAUACUUAUGUGUCAAUACCCGUAUCCCCUUUAUCUGUGUCAGGGUUUCACGAUUCUGGCACCAUUGACAUUUUGGGCAGGGUAAUUCUUUGUUGUACAGCUGCUCUGUACAUUGUUAAAAUGCUUAACACCAUCCUAAUCUCUACCCACCAAAUCCUGGUAGCACUCCUUUCACAGUUGUGAUGAGCAAAACUGUCUCUAGGUAUUGUCAGAUAUUUCCUGGGGGAGAAAACAGCCAUCAGGUGAGAACCACUGAUAUGUUUUCCUAAUACUCUAGGUGAAACAACUCUUUAUGACAUUUCACCUGCCGUGGUCCCCUUCACCAACAUUUGAUGAGUAGCUGCUCUGUGCUAGGCAAGGUUGGUGCACCUUGCAGCCCCAGGCACACCAUUGCCUUACAAUAUAGAGAGAAGGAAUACCAGUACAACUGAAAGUUUGUAUCACUGAUCAGUAUUCUUUGGAUAAAGCAGUCAGCCAGCAAUGAUCUCUUUACCUCUUACUAUAUAGUUCACUUUUCUUCUGUCUAUACAGACAUUCAGUAAAUUAAUGGAAUUUCCCUACACUCCCAAGCCAUCAGUACUCUGAGAGAAGGAGGUGAAACUGCUUUGGCAUUUCUUACUCUUUUUGUAUUUCCAGUGGAAGCUGUGGUAGACAGUUUUUGUGUUUUCUCCCAGCAUCCCAUCUUGAGUGCUGGUGGUACCUGUACUUUCACUACCUCUGGGCUUUCUCUAAAGCCAAGAGGUCUCAUUCAUCCCCAUCUGGCUGGCAGUGCUGGGAGAGGGACAAGUUUCCUAAAGGCAACACUCAACCAGUGAGAGGUGGGGGCUGGUUGGUAAGUGCCUCGCCUGCCCUCAGAGGGUUUCCAGCCAGGUAAAACUUGAAUGUUUGCAGCAUUAGCCAGCUCAGUAACUCCCCCCUUUUUUUCCUUCCCUGUCCCUCCUCCCUGACUUUUAAUCCUACUCCCAGGAAUCACCUUCCAAACAAACUACUUUGUGUUAGGCUCUGCUAUCUGGAGGACUCAAACUAAGAAAGUUUUUGUUGCAGUGGGGGUUUGUAUAUCAAAGUGAGUAAAUGGACUAGUGGAAAGUAUAUAUUUCUGCAGAAGUGAAUCGUGUUCCUCACAUUUAAUAGAAGGAAUAUAUUGCCUAGCCACUAAUCGUGACUUUAUCCCCUAUACACCUAAGACUUCAGCCAUGUUCAUUCAUCUAUGAUCAAUUUUAAUUCUUAUUGGCUCACAUUAAUUUGUUUAACUGAAAUUUGCUCAGUGCUCACCAUGAACGUGGUUUUGUAUUGGCUGCCAGCAGUAGAAUGAUGUGUCAAGAAAGGUUUCCUAAAAGAAGCUGAGGCCAUAAGGGUAAAAAGGUCUCAGCCAGGUUAAGGAGGAAGAAAGGGAAGGAAGGAAGAAUAUUCCAGGUAGGAGGAACAGUGGGGAAAGGUUAGAAAAGUUAGAACAUUUGUAUUAAACCUGAAUACAUACAGCCUGAGAUGGGGGGAGGUGUGUUGAAUUAGGAGAUAAAGCCAGGAAAUCUGGUGGAAGUUAGGUCACAAAGAACCUUACGGGUUUUGUUAAGGCAGUAAGAGUAAUAGGAAGCCAUUUAAAGUUUGGGGUGUUAACGGCAGUUUUGUAAUGUGUCAACUUGGCUUGGCUGAACAGCAUUUCUCAGAACUCUCCUUACUGUGUGUUUUUUGAUGAGGACUGGCAGUAAGAGAUUCUUGCAGGAGAUUGGAGGAUGGAAGCGAAGCAAGCAGCCGCUUUGUAGCUCAUACAUGUGGAUUUGCUAGCUCACCGCCUUGACGUGAGGCAGUGGCUGAGUCUGCCACUGCUACAGCUUCCCUGGACCCUCUUCAGUUGUUCUGACUUCUAGGUCAGGUAUGUGUUUAGCUCCAUCGGAUGAAGGGCCCCAGCUUCUGCCCGUUCCUUCAAGAUCAGAGGCAGCAAGAACAGACCAGUUUCAGUUCAUUCUUGUGCUUGUGGGUUCCAGCUUAUUAUUGAAACUUUACAUCCAUCUUCCCUUCCCAGCUGCCUGCCCUGUGGACUUUAAACUCCCACAUCAGAAAAUAACAGGUGAACAUAACAGCCUUACAGACACCAGUUCUCAUAAUUGUGUGAGGUCAAGUCCUGAUAACAAGUUAUCAUCUGUAUAUUUAUAUUGAUCUUAGUGGUUCUGUUUCUGUGAUUGAACCAUAACUGUUACAUGUUAAGAAAAAUAGGAAGAACAUAAUUACAUGUUCUUUUGGAAACAUCACUUUGGCUGCAGAGUGAAGAACAGAUUGGAGGGAAGUUUGAUUCCUAUGAAGGAAUCAAGUCCAAAGGGUGUUGCAAAACACAAGCAAGAGAAGAUGGUUGCUCUGAUGAAGCAGAAUACCUUGACCCAAGGUUCUUCCAAAGUUAAAAAUCAUUUUUUUAAAAAAGUCGUUACUGAGGGAUGAUUUAUGUACAAUGAAAUGUACCCAUUUUAA
Molecule: messenger RNA, 4215 nt
Organism: Manis pentadactyla (Chinese pangolin)
Lineage: Eukaryota; Metazoa; Chordata; Mammalia; Pholidota; Manidae
Gene: OXSM
Product: 3-oxoacyl-ACP synthase, mitochondrial
Exons: 3
Coding region: 278-1672 (464 amino acids)
Biological process (GO): fatty acid biosynthetic process
Molecular function (GO): 3-oxoacyl-[acyl-carrier-protein] synthase activity
Source: RefSeq, a predicted model, not a curated record